Dioscorea cayenensis subsp. rotundata (Guinea yam) is the source of this 3100-nucleotide messenger RNA. RefSeq names its product receptor-like protein kinase HSL1. NCBI's taxonomy places the organism in Eukaryota, Viridiplantae, Streptophyta, Magnoliopsida, Dioscoreales, Dioscoreaceae. Gene Ontology annotation, biological process: protein phosphorylation. Bases 22 to 2982 code for a protein of 986 amino acids. The transcript has 2 exons. The record is from RefSeq and is a predicted model, not a curated record. Gene Ontology annotation, molecular function: ATP binding; protein kinase activity; receptor serine/threonine kinase binding.
CACUUCUCCACCAUCUCCACCAUGUUCCUCCCCUUCUCCAUCCUCCUCCUCCUCCUCCUCCCCUUCUCCUCCUCCUCCUCCGACGAGCUCCACCUCCUUCUCCAAACCAAGCAACUCUUCUCCGACCCUACAAACGCCCUCUCCAACUGGGACCCUAUCCUCCACCCCAACUUCUGCAACUGGACUGGCAUCACCUGCUCCUCCUCCUCCACCAUCACCAUCAUCAACCUCUCUUAUCUCUCCCUUUCCGGUCCUUUCCCUUCUCCUCUCUGCCAUCUCCCAUCCCUCUCCUCCCUCUACCUCUCCUCCAACAACCUCAACUCCUCCAUCCCUCCUUCCUCCCUCCUCCCCUGCUCCUCUCUCUCCUUACUAGAUCUCUCCGAAAACCUCUUCACCGGUCCUCUCCCUUCUUCUCUCCCUUCUCUCCCUUCCUUAUCCUACCUUGACCUCUCCGCCAACAACUUCUCCGGCCUUAUCCCUUCAUCUUUCUCCCUUUUCCCCAACCUCAAAGCUCUCUCCUUGGUCGGCAACCUUCUCACUGGUACUAUCCCUCCUUUCCUUUCCAACAUCUCCACUCUUCACCAACUCAAUCUCUCCUACAACCCUUUCCAUCCUUCCCCUCUCCCUCCCUCCUUCUCCUCCCUCUCCUCCCUCCAAAUUCUCUGGCUCGCCGGCUGCAACCUCAUCGGACCUAUCCCUUCUUCUCUCGGCCUUCUUUCCAAACUCCAAAACCUUGACCUUUCCACCAAUAACCUCACCGGUUCCAUCCCUGCUUCUCUUUCCAACCUCUCUUCUGUCAUUCAAAUUGAGCUUUAUGUCAACAAGCUCUCUGGUCCUAUUCCUCAUGGCUUUGGCAAACUCCCAAUGCUUCAAAGGCUUGAUUUUGCCACCAAUGAACUCACUGGUUCCAUUCCUCAAGACCUUUUUGAUGCUCCUUUGCUUGAUAGUGUUCACUUGUAUGAGAACCAGCUCACCGGAGAGAUCCCACUCGGCGUUGCGCGCUCUCGAAGUCUAACUGAUCUCCGCCUCUUCACCAACCAACUCACCGGCGCACUUCCGGCCGGUUUCGGCCGGAGCUCGCUGCUUGUGUUUGUAGAUUUGUCUGAUAAUCAUCUCUCCGGCCCUGUUCCGGCCGGCAUUUGCGAUGGUGGUGGCCUGGAACAGCUUCUCUUGCUUGAUAACUCAUUGAAUGGGAGCUUGCCGGAAAGUCUCGGCCGUUGCCGGACUCUCACUCGUCUUCGUCUCGCUAACAAUGAGCUCUCCGGUGAAGUUCCUGAUUCUCUCUGGGGUCUCCCUCACGUUUCCCUCAUCGAGCUUUCCGGUAACCACUUCUCCGGCUCAAUAUCUCCGGCGAUCUCCACGGCUGCCAACCUCUCAAAACUAGAUAUUUUUGGGAACCAGUUCAGUGGCAGCAUUCCACCGGAGAUUGGCGCUCUCUCUUUACUCUACGAGUUCUCCGCCGGCGAUAACCAGCUCUCCGGCGACCUCCCCUCCGAGCUCUUGAACUUGGCUGAGCUCGGAAAGCUCGAUCUUCACAACAACUCACUCUCCGGCGAGCUCCCUAAAGGCGUUCGAUCAUUGCAAAAGCUCAGUGAGUUGAAUCUCGCCCACAAUGUCUUCACUGGUUCAAUCCCUCCGGAGCUCGGCGACCUUCCGGUGCUCAACUAUCUCGACUUCUCCGUCAAUGACUUCGUCGGAGAAGUCCCCGUUCAACUCCAAAACUUGAAGCUAAACAAACUCAACCUCUCAUACAACAAGCUCUCCGGAUCACUUCCUCCUCUCUUUGCAACUAAUUCAUAUAAGACCAGCUUCAUCGGAAACCCCGGCCUCUGCUCCGGCAUGCAGGGGCAGUGCUCCGGCGACAAGCAACUGAAUCACAAAUCACUCAAUUGGUUACUCCGUUUCAUGUUCAUCCUCGCUGCCUUCCUCCUCAUGGCCGGUGUGCUAUGGUUCUACUACAAAUACAAGAACCUCAAUAGCUCUUCCAACCUGAUCACUGACAAGUCAAAAUGGACAUUGACAUCAUUCCACAAGCUUGGUUUCAGUGAGUAUGAGAUCUUUGGUUGCUUGGAUGAAGACAAUGUGAUUGGGAGUGGAGCUUCAGGGAAAGUCUACAAAGCAGAGCUCAGUAAUGGUGAAGUGGUGGCCAUUAAAAAGCUUUGGGGAGCUUCAAAGUUGGCAAAUGAUUCAAAUGAUGGAUUCAAUGCAGAGGUUGCUACUUUGGGCAAGAUCAGGCACAAGAACAUUGUGAAACUUUGGUGUUGUUGUACUUAUGAGGAUUGUAAGCUUCUUGUUUAUGAGUAUAUGGCUAAUGGGAGCUUGGGAGACUUGUUGCAUGGUACUAAGGCAGGGAUUUUGGAUUGGCCUAUAAGAUAUAAGAUCAUCUUGGAUGCUGCAGAGGGGUUAUCUUAUCUGCAUCAUGACUGUGUGCCGGCAAUUGUUCAUCGAGAUGUUAAGUCGAAUAAUAUUCUGUUGGACGGGGAGUUCGGCGCGAAGUUGGCUGAUUUUGGCGUCGCAAAGAAUGUGGAAGCAGUGACCGGGAAAUCGCCCAAGUCUAUGUCUGUCAUUGCUGGUUCUUGUGGUUACAUUGCUCCAGAAUAUGCGUACACGAUGCGAGUGAACGAGAAGAGUGAUAUAUACAGCUUCGGCGUGGUGAUACUAGAGUUAGUGACCGGGAAACUUCCCGUCGAUCCUGAAUUCGGUGAGAAAGAUUUAGUGAAAUGGGUGUGUAGCACAUUAGAGCAUAAAGGGGUGGAUAAUGUGAUUGAUCCAAAGCUUGAUUUAUGCUUCAAAGAAGAGAUACUCAAGGUAUUAAGCAUCGGCAUUCUCUGCGCAAGCUCCCUACCGAUAAAUCGCCCCUCGAUGAGGCGGGUUGUCACGAUGCUGCUCGAUGUGAGUCCUGUGAGCAAGCCUAAGGUCUCGAAAGAUGGCAAGAUGUCACCGUAUUACUUCGACGACAAUGAUAGUGUCGCCGGAUCAUGAACUUUCAAUGUAUUCUGCUAGUAUUACACAUCUCUAAUGUAAAGGAAUUAGAAGCUGAACAAUUGAAGCCUGAUGUAAUCUUAGAUUUGUUUUUAUCUAUGAAAUCUUAUUUGAUUCA